Fonsecaea nubica is the source of this 1089-nucleotide messenger RNA. RefSeq lists its product as hypothetical. The transcript has 3 exons. NCBI's taxonomy places the organism in Eukaryota, Fungi, Ascomycota, Eurotiomycetes, Chaetothyriales, Herpotrichiellaceae. Gene Ontology annotation, molecular function: oxidoreductase activity. The coding region runs from base 1 to 1089 and encodes 362 amino acids. The record is from RefSeq and is a predicted model, not a curated record.
AUGGCGAUCGAGGGCGUCCCCAAAGAAAUGCUUGCGGUGCAAAUCGUAGAGUUCAACAAACCGUAUACGAUCCAUAAAGUUCCCACCCCUUCAAGCCUCAAACCGUACGAAAUCCUGCUCAAGACGGUGGUCGCAUCGUUAUGCCACACGGACAGUAUGGUAGUUGCCGGCAAAUUCCCGACGAAAUUGCCCUGCACCGCAUCACACGAAGGGACAGGCAUCGUCGUUGCCGUCGGCGACCAAGUCACCAAUUUCAAAAAGGGCGAUCGUGUCAUGUCUGGUCUCCCACGGGCCCCAUGUGAGAAGUGCUUCAACUGCCAGGGUCCGAAUGAUUGGCACCAGUACUGUGAGCACAUCGAGGGCCACAUUGGUGUCUUCGUGGACGGCGCUUUCAGUGAGUAUCACGUCGUGGACAGCCGGACGAGUUGUCAUAUUCCGGACAAAGUGAGCUUCGCAAGUGCAGCACCCCUCGCUUGCGCUGGGUGUACAAUAUAUCGGGCAAUCAUUGUUGCCGAGGUUCCAGAGGGGGGUUGGUUGGGCAUUGUGGGUGCCGGUGGCGGGCUGGGCCACCUGGGCAUUCAGUUCGCACUGGCCAAAGGGUUCAAUGUCGUUGCCGUUGAUGCCAGAGACGAAGGGCUCGAGUUGUGCAAAAAAGCGGGCGCAAAGCACAUUUUCGACGCGCGCGAGGGCAAGGAGAAGGUCGUGGAGCAGGUGCAGAAGCUCACAGGUGGCCUGGGCGUCCACGCUUCGAUCAACGUGUCGGAACACGAAACCUCGGCCGACACGGCCUGUGCCAUCACGAGGAUGCAUGGAACCAUGGUGCAGACUGCACAGCCGGACCGGGUCUGCGUGGCCUUCCAGGAACUGAUUUUCAGAGACAUUCGCAUCAAGGGGACAUUGAUCGCCGGACAGGAAUACAGCCAGCAAAUGCUAAACGACGCGGCCAAGUACGGAAUCAAGGUCGAAACGAAUCUCUUUUACGGGUUGGAGGAAGUGCCCAAGAUGGUUGAGCUGGCUCACUCGGGAAAGAUGAAGGGGAAGGCCGUUUGCGUGGUCGACAAGGCCGAGUUUGAAAAGGAGAAGCUUUAA